CUGGCGUUCCCGGGAGGAGCGCGCGGAGGGCGCCGGGCACCGGCCCUCGAGCAUCGCUCGGGACCCCAAGCCUCCAGGGGUCACCCCGCUGCUGCAAGAGGCGGACCCUGCGCCGGUCUUCCCUCCACCACGCCCAGACCCAUUUGGCACCCGCCAGCCUCACUGGUGUGACCUCGCCUCACCGCCCMAGAGAGAGGAGUCAGGCGGGUGGCAGCAGCGUGGAGGGAGGCCGCYGCCAGAGGACCCCUAGAGCGGAGGCUCUGGUGGUGGCCGGACUCCGCGGCUGAGCGGUGCCGGCCACUCGCGCGGCCAUUGUUGGAGGCCCAGGCUGCCYGCUGCCUGACCACCCACCACAGGGACUUGGAGAAGGAGGAGCAGCUGGAAGCGGUCCCUGGGAACUUCUGGAGUCCCUGGCACUCGAGGCCUGAGGCUUACCAGCACCCAAUGGAUGACAAAAAGAAGAAAAGGAGUCCCAAGCCCUGCCUGACCCAGGCAGCCCAGGCCCCAGGCACACUAYGCAGGGUCCCUGUGCCAACUAGCCACAGUGGCUCUUUGGCCCUGGGACUCCCUCAUCUACCAUCCCCCAAGCAGCGGGCCAAGUUCAAGAGAGUAGGCAAGGAGAAAUGCCGCCCAGUACUGGCUGGAGGUGGGGGCGGCUCUGCAGGCACGCCCUUGCAGCACUCCUUCCUGACCGAGGUGACUGAUGUCUAUGAGAUGGAGGGGGGUCUGCUGAAUCUGCUCAAUGAUUUCCACUCCGGCAGGCUGCAAGCCUUCGGGAAGGAAUGCUCCUUCGAGCAAUUGGAACAUGUUCGAGAGAUGCAGGAGAAGCUGGCCCGGCUGCACUUCAGCCUGGAUGUGUGUGGGGAAGAGGAGGAUGAGGAAGAGGAAGAGGACGGAGUCACGGAGGGGUUGCCUGAGGAGCAGAAGAAGACCAUGGCAGACCGCAACCUGGACCAGCUGCUUAGCAAUCUGGAAGAUCUUAGUAAUUCUAUACAGAAACUGCACCUGGCAGAGAAUGCUGARCCUGAGGAGCAGUCAGCUGCAUAGGUGUAGUACCCAGGCCCACACUGCCUCUUUCAUUCUCUUCAAACUGUGACUUCCCUUCGUGGUGGUGCACGCCUAUAAUUCCAGCUACAUGAGAGACUGAGGCAGGAGGAUCUCAAGUUCAAGACCAGCCUGU
Messenger RNA from Urocitellus parryii (Arctic ground squirrel), 1180 nucleotides. It is a transcript of the gene Ccdc28b, whose product is annotated as coiled-coil domain containing 28B. The record is from RefSeq and is a predicted model, not a curated record. Gene Ontology annotation, cellular component: centrosome. Lineage: Eukaryota; Metazoa; Chordata; Mammalia; Rodentia; Sciuridae.